CCUGAAUAGAGAAGCUGAGAAUGAAACCAAACCCUGAGUGAGAGUAAACAACAUCUCUGUCACAUUCAUUAAAGACCUUCAAGGAGCACAUCGCAGACCAUGCAAGUGAGAAUGAUGCCGAAAACUGCCCUGCUAGCACUGUGCUGCCUGUUAUUGUCAGUUACUUCUUCCCCAGUCUAUCCAGCACUGAGGUUUGGUCAGCAAGCGGCUGCGAUACUGAUGACCUCCUCUAUUGAGGAUCCAAUGCAGUUUCCAGCAGGGACUUCACUGCGCACACCAGAUGCUGAGCUUAGGUUUGGAAGACAUGCUGACGCCAUCUUUACCAACAGCUAUCGAAAAGUUCUCGGUCAAAUAUCUGCCAGAAAAUUCCUUCAAACUGUCAUGGGCAAAAGACUUGGACCAGAAACUCAAAACUAUGUAAAACGCCAAUCCGGCAUAUAUGGAGACACCUACAAGCAAGAUGUGGAUAUGGAUGUCACUGAGAGGAAACAAAGUUACAGAGAACCACAAAGACUUAAGUUCUCAGUAGCUACACACCGAUGAAAUCAAUAAUAAUAAUAAUAAUAAAAAAUAAAUAAAAAAACUGUGAACUGUCUUUAUACUUGCAUUUGCAUUUCACUCUGGAUUAUUAAAAUUCAGUUCACUCUUCCUACAGGAUCCUGUGCACUAUGUGUGUUUGUGCACUGGCGCCAGACAGUCACUGUUCAGAAGGUCUGCACACAGAAAUAUCUAAAGUCUCUAACUAAAAAUACACAAAUGUUUAUAUCACUGUAUUUUACAUCCAUUUCUUAGCAAGUACAUAUUGUUGUAUAGUGGGAUAAUUGACCAUUCCCUAAGCCACUUUAAAACACUAAUGAAAAAUCCUACAUUAGGC
Megalobrama amblycephala (Wuchang bream) is the source of this 874-nucleotide messenger RNA. It is a transcript of the gene ghrh, whose product is annotated as growth hormone releasing hormone. Gene Ontology annotation, biological process: positive regulation of cell population proliferation; positive regulation of growth hormone secretion; adenylate cyclase-activating G protein-coupled receptor signaling pathway. Bases 100 to 543 code for a protein of 147 amino acids. The record is from RefSeq and is a predicted model, not a curated record. Gene Ontology annotation, molecular function: growth hormone-releasing hormone activity; neuropeptide hormone activity; growth hormone-releasing hormone receptor binding. Lineage: Eukaryota; Metazoa; Chordata; Actinopteri; Cypriniformes; Xenocyprididae. Gene Ontology annotation, cellular component: terminal bouton; perikaryon; extracellular region. The transcript has 5 exons.